GCUGGGCGGAGAGAAGAUGGCGGUGACUGGCUGGUUAGAGAGUCUGCGGGCGGCAGAGAAGACAGCGCUGCUGCAGGAUGGGAGAAGAAAGGUGCACUAUUUGUUCCCAGAUGGAAAGGAAAUGGCUGAAGAAUAUGAUGAGAAGACGAGUGAACUACUUGUGAGAAAGUGGCGAGUGAAAAGUGCGCUGGGAGCCUUGAGCCAGUGGCAGCUUGAAGUGGGAGAGCCAGCACUCCCAGGAGCAGGAAGCCUGGGGCCUGAGCUCAUCAAGGAAAGCAAUGCCAAUCCUAUCUUCAUGCGUAAGGACACAAAGACGAGUUUCCAGUGGCGGAUUCGAAACCUCCCCUACCCUAAGGAUGUCUAUAGCGUUGGUGUGGCCCAGAAGGAGCGCUGCAUUGUUGUCAGAACAACCAACAAGAAUGUCUGCCACCUUUGCUGGCCAGACCAAGGGCCUCAGGAAGAGCCCUCAGCUGGGAAGAGGAUGUGGAGAGCAUUCCUUCGCUGGUUGCAGGCAGAUGGAUCGCCUUUCCCUGGGGCAGAGCUUUGGAAAAGAAAGCAACUUGUGGUGCCAUUAGGAUCCCCCAACCCCCACUCCUUUUGAACUGUCAGCCUUUAAGUAAACAUUCUUUUCCUGCCAUGGGUCCUCGCACCUUGGUGGGGAGUGGGGAACCUGGGAGGAGGGGGCCCUGGAGCCUUGCUAAACUGAGGGAUUUGGGCAGGGAGGAUGGGGCAGAAGUGCUGCAUUGAUGUCAACUGAGUCCCCAGGGCAUCAGGGCUUUUGAAGUGGACUCAGGGUAGCUGUCACCACAAGGACCAGGCCCCUCUGAAGUAUUAAAAACCCGUCUUUUGCAGGCCCCUCACUUGAGUUUGUUUGUACCUGCCUGAGGUGUUUCCCUUCCCAGCCCACACAGCCUCUGCAGCAGAGUGGUGCUUUGCCCAGCUGACAGGUCUGGCAGCCCCUGGCCAGGGCCCAGGCCACAUUUCCACCAAGGAAAUGCCAAAUAGACCUAUUAGAGAUGAGAUGGCCUUUCUUCAUUCUCUGGCAUAAUAAGUAUUGGAACAGGCGCAAGGAACUUUCCUCUAACCCUGACUCCACUGACAACUAGCUGGAAAAGCAGCAAGCUGUUUCAUCUUUGAGCGGGGUUUCUUCUUUAGCGAAGGGGGCAAAUUCCCUGAAGUUCAGUCAUACACAUUACAGGCUUGAUUUUCUUUCUUUCUUUUUAAACUAAAAGGGAUCAUUAAUCUCUGCCUGGCACCUGCAGACAACAGGCACCAUGUAUGGUGUGAAAAUGGAGGGGUGGGGUCUCAAGGCCAGCAAGGUGGAGAGUCCAGAACUGGAGAUGGUUUGUCAUCGCAGCGAGCUUUUUCCUUGUGAACACACUUCUCUGACUUACAAGUAGUGUCAGGCUAACAAGGCCUUGAAAGACCCCCAAAGAGGAAAAGGUACCUGGGGUCUUCAGUGGAAAUACCAUGUAAAUGGCAACUGUGGGCCCCAGCUUUGGGGGAUGGCCUUAGAUGUCCUUAUUGUCCAUUGUAGGACAUGUGUCCCAUUUUCUGGUGUGCCUACGAGGCUUGGAGUGCAGAGGAGUCCCAAGCUGCCUGAGCUGUGUGUGUGUGUUCCAGGAGGCUUCUGCCUGUCUUGGGAGUCUUAUUUCUGCAACAUGAGUCAUACAGGCCCUUGGUCUAAUCAUGGAAUUAGGACUAGUUCUGGUCUUCUUUCUUUGGAUUGGACAUAAGGUGGGGCAUACUUUUCUUUCCAGUGCCAGUGAGCUCAAAAAUCAUGCCAUUCUAACUGGUAAGAAUCCUUCCUCCCUUCCAGCUUUGUGGAAAGUGGGUAAGAACUAUAGAGAAGCCUGGUGCCCAACUGUUGGGGUUGCCUUGCUAGGUGCCACAAUGGCCUCUUGG
Messenger RNA from Marmota flaviventris (yellow-bellied marmot), 1905 nucleotides. RefSeq names its product deleted in primary ciliary dyskinesia homolog (mouse) (gene Dpcd). The record is from RefSeq and is a predicted model, not a curated record. Lineage: Eukaryota; Metazoa; Chordata; Mammalia; Rodentia; Sciuridae.